Molecule: messenger RNA, 4559 nt
Organism: Penaeus vannamei (Pacific white shrimp)
Lineage: Eukaryota; Metazoa; Arthropoda; Malacostraca; Decapoda; Penaeidae
Source: RefSeq, a predicted model, not a curated record
AUGACUGCCACAGAUGAACACAAUUACCUUUUGAAUUUACAAGGUUUCUGGUAUAAGGGAGGCAGGAGUUAUAGCACUUUGUCAUGCGUGACAAUGUGUUACAAGCGAUAUACAUACCCGGCGCACCUGGCUGCGGCUGCCCGGCGCCAGGCGGAGCAGCAAGAGCAGCAGGCGCCCAGGGUACUCACCAUGGCCUCCCCGCCCCCUGCGCCGCCCUCUGACGGCGCCCGCACAUACACCCUCACUGACGCCUCGGAGGAGCAGCCGCCCUCGCACCCCGAGAAGGAGGUCCUCGCCCGCCAGCAGAAGGAAGACAGCCCGCGACCAGCGCUCAGCCAGUUGAGUCCCGUAGUUUGUGACCGAGUGCACCCUGUGCCCGCAGGAGGGCUCGGGCGGAAAGGCGCCGCAGGGCGAAGAGGAUCGCUUGUCCACGGGCACCUACAGCGUGCCCCCAGCUUCAGCACCCGCCACCUGCCCCUAACCCCGGCGCCGGCCACCGGUUGCCCCGUCCACGACCCUGCACACGCCCACAGCCACCCUCUCGCCCACGUCCUCAACCACAGCCACACAGCCUCGUCCUCGGGCGGAAGCUCCAGGUCCUCUGCCGCGGACUCCCAGCUCCUCCACUGCGGGAUCUGCACGCGGCGCUACUCCAACCCCAAGGUGUUACCGUGCCUGCACACGUUCUGCGAGCGGUGCCUGAUCAGCUACACGCCGCCGGAGUCCCUGACGCUCACGUGCCCCGUGUGCCGCCAGCAGUCCAUCCUGCCGAAGGACGGGGUGCCGGGGCUGCAGAGCAACACGUGGGUGAGGGGCGUGAUGGAGGCCAUGGACGGCGCCGCCACCGGGCCCUGCUCGAUCUGCCACCAGGCCAACCCCACGGCGCGGUGCCAUCAGUGCCAAGUGGCGUUCUGUGCCGGCUGUGCCCAGGCCCAUGUCCAGGAUUCUGGCAGUGAGAGUCACAGUGUGGUGAGUCUGGCUGACAGUGAAAGCGGCGUGCCAGACACUAAUGGUUUCCAUGACGACAAUACCACACUCUACUGCCCCUCUCAUCAAGGCCAGACACUACGAUUCUAUUGUCGUGACUGCGAGACUGCAGUGUGUAGUAGUUGCACUGACAUAGAACAUCGCACACAUAACACACUCCAUCUCACCGAUGCUGUGGACGAACACAGAGCAGCGAUGCAUCAGCUCAUAGACAGAGUCACUAUGCAGCUGCCAUGUGUGAAGGAAGCAAUCUGUGAUAUUCAAGAUGUUUGCCAUAAUCUGGAGGAACGAAGGGCAGAUGCUGAGAAUGAAAUCCGAAGGUGUUUCAACACCCUCCAUGAAUUGCUUGACAAGAGACAAACUGCACUUAUCAACUUGCUCAACUCCAUUGAAUCAGAGAAACAGCAGACUCUAGGCAAUCAAAGGGAAGAGCUUGAAGCAUGGGUAGGAGGUGUAGAGAGUGGAUGUGAAUUCGUAGAGAAGGCCUUAACGCACUGCCCAGCCAUGGAGGUCGUGCUGGUGAGGAAGCAGCUUGGGGAGCGACUUAUGGACUAUGCUAACAUGAAUGUGCCUCCAGCACCCAGAGAAAAUAGUCAUCUCAAGUUUGUUAUAGGCAACAUAGAUCCUUUGAAGACAGCAUUUUUGCAUGUUGGAAGCAUUCAAAGUAACAGCGCAGUACCUCACCAGACAAGCUGCACUGGAGAAGCCCUUCGACAGGUCAGUGUUGGGCGACAGUCUAUUGUAACAGUGGUAACUAGGGAUCAUAAGGGCGAAAAAGCAGCUUGUGGUGGUGCAGAAGUCACUGCUACAUUGUCUAGGACAAGUUUAGCUGUGCAACGGCAUGGCUCCAACUCCCCUCGUGCCUCUCUCUCUCCGCGUGCCUCGAGUAAAAGCCCCUGUGGUUCAAGGGAGGAAGUGUGCCAACCGCAAGUGCUUGAUUUAAACAAUGGUACAUAUGAAGUAGCAUUCACUGUCCAGUGUGAAGGCACAUACUCACUUGAGGUCUUGCUGUAUGGCCAUCCAGUGAGUGGCAGUCCUUUCACAGUAGCUGCAACAGCUGCCCUAGAAGAGGAUAGUGGGAGUAGCCAGCGUUCAGUGCCUCCACAUACUUUAGCUAGACAGACAUCACAUUCAACACAAGUAACGUCACGCACCUCCAGAACUUCUCGCCGACCCCUCUCUCACCGGUCCUCUUGUUCACGAAGGACAAACCCCAUUGAAGAUGAUAUGCUGCUCAGAGUAGGAAGGAGGGGAAGAAAUAGAGGAGAAUUUGUUAAUCCACAGGGUAUCACAUACAAUUCUAUCAAAGAUGGUCGCAUUGCUGUUGCUGACUCAAAUAACCAGUGCAUUCAGGUGUUUACCUUAAGUGGAGAAUGCAAAUUAAGGUUUGGAGUCCGGGGUAGAAGCACGGGUCAGCUGCAGAGACCAACAGGAGUAGCAGCUUUACCAAAUGGCAAUUAUGUUGUGGCAGAUUAUGAAAACAAGUGGGUUUCAAUAUUUGAACCUUCUGGAAAAUAUGUCAGCCGUAUUGGUAAUGGGAAGCUUCUUGGGCCAAAGGGGGUCUGCGUUGACAACAAUGGACACAUUAUCGUUGUAGACAACAAGGCAUCAUGUGUCUGUGUGUUCCAGCAGUCUGGUAAAUUACUCACCAAGUUUGGAAACCGUGGAACUGAUGAGUUUCAGUUUGCUGGACCACACUUUGCAGCAGUUAAUAGCAAGGGACAGAUUGUGAUUACAGAUUUCCACAAUCAUUGUGUUAAGGUAUUUGACAGUGAUGGUGACUUUUUAUUCACCUUUGGGACCAGUGGUGAAGGCAAUGGGCAGUUCAAUGCUCCAACUGGCAUUGCUGUAGAUUCCAAUGAUAAUAUCAUUGUAGCUGACUGGGGAAAUUCAAGGAUUCAGGUGUUUGAUUCCCAAGGUUCGUUUCUGUCCUAUGUAAACACACUGGCUGACCCACUCUACGGUCCUCAAGGAAUGACCCUCACUCCAGAUGGCCAUAUCUUUGUGGCCGAUUCUGGAAACCACUGCUUCAAAGUAUACAAGUAUCUCCAGUAAACACAGAUCUUUUAUAAUAAGGGUGAUCACUUCAUUCCUGAGUUGUUUAGAGUGUUACUGUUGUGAAUCCUGUGAAUAAGUUUGAAUGCUAAUUUUUUCAGUUUUUGUGAUAGUUUGACUUUUUUUUUUUUUUUUUUUUUUUUUUUUUUUUUUUUUUUUGAGUAAUAUCUGAGAUUUAAUUCCAAGCAGAAAACACAUAUACAGUCAAAAUAAAGAAUAAAUAUGGGCAAAGGGAACUGAAUCAAAUAUAAAUGAUCAUAAGUAGAUUCAACAUUCCUUAUAUUAUUUUUGUAUUGUUGCCUUAGGGUUUAAUACAUGAAGAGCACUAGAAAAUAAUAUCACUAACCCAUCACUGUGUAUAGGUUAAAGAUGGACCAUUUCUUUCUUCAUAUAUUGUGCAUCUUGAUUCAAAGUAUCACAUCCUUCAGUACAUAUGAUUACUGUUUUGUAUGGUUCCUUUUCAAGAUAACUUAGUUUUCAGUAGAAUUUGUGGGGUGAUCAGCACAAGAUCUUCAUAUUUCCAAAAAAGGCUGUGGUGCUAAAGUUCCAGAAGCUUCUGGAUUGAUGAACUUUAUAAUACACAAACCUUAUUGUUAGGUAAUCAUAGACUAUGUAAUGCUUAUUUCAUGUCCCGAGUUGUAAAAGAUAUUAAGUCGGCUUCCACUACUGAAUACAUGGUAUGUUUAACAGUUAACUGGACAAGUCUUUCAUGUAAUAAAUCUACAAUACACAUCACAGUGGAGCUAUGAAUAGGGGUAUGCAGAAGAAUCAUCCAAGCAGACCUGUGUACUGAAAUCAUGAAAUUAGAAUAUUUGACAAUUAUUGAAUUCCUUUUUUAUAUAUCUAGUAAUUAUCAGUAAGAUAUCAACACCCUGAUUCAUAUAUUCAAGGGCCAACACCCUAUUUACAUCUUUUGAUAAAGACUGUAACAAAUAUUUUUAUUAAUAAGAGGAGGGAUAUGUUAUUUCUGAUAUAAUGAGCAAAAUUUAUUUUUUAACAAUAUAUAACUUAAAGAUAUUUUACAGCAAUUAUUCUCGUUUUAAACAUCUGGCUACUUGCAAGAGAUACAUGCAAUUAUCUAUCUUCAUUUUACUGUUUGAUAAGUGUUCUCUAAUAUAAACUUUGUUGGCUUUUUAUCAUGUAAGGUAAAUAUAACCUAAAAGUGUGUUUCAAUUGUCAAAUUAUGAAUGCUAAUGUAAUAAGCUUCAUUAACAGUCAUUGUAUGACCAUUUCAGUAUAAGAGGAAAUGACCAUAAUUCUGACUAUGACGUCCCCAGGAAGACAACUUGUAUAAUAGUAGUUGCUUUGUGUGAUCUCUGUAAGUCUGCAAGCUAGACUAAGAUGUGUAUGAAUACUAGUCUGAUAUGUAUAGAUUUGUAUAUAUAAUGUCAUUAUGAUACACGUUUAUUAGAAAACAUUUACAGCUUAUAUGUUUAUUCAUAACAUUAUAUAAUGCAGUUUAUUUGCUUUCAAAAAUCUGUGUUGCCAAGAAUCACAAUAAAGUUUUGCUGGAGGAA